This is a messenger RNA of Carassius gibelio (silver crucian carp), 1839 nucleotides long. RefSeq names its product torsin family 1 (gene tor1). Gene Ontology annotation, molecular function: ATP hydrolysis activity; ATP binding; kinesin binding. Gene Ontology annotation, biological process: protein localization to nucleus; nuclear membrane organization. The record is from RefSeq and is a predicted model, not a curated record. Bases 141 to 1151 code for a protein of 336 amino acids. Lineage: Eukaryota; Metazoa; Chordata; Actinopteri; Cypriniformes; Cyprinidae. Gene Ontology annotation, cellular component: endoplasmic reticulum lumen; nuclear envelope; endoplasmic reticulum. The transcript is spliced from 5 exons.
ACGUCACUGGCGCGGAACUCGUCGCAGCUCGUGUUUGAUUCCGAUCGGACGCUUUUGAUUCGGUUUACGGAAGUUGCGGUUCAUUAUUUAGUAAUUCACCGGAUUCGAAUCGGGUUCCGUGCUCGGUGUCAGAGUGCAGAAUGCGGCUGACAUGUCUGCUGUUCGCUGGCUGUGUUCUGUGCAGUGUCUCGGUCACGGCGGCGAUAGAGCCGAUCAGUACCAGCAUCGCGGUCGGGAUGGCAGCGGCUCUCACCGGAUUCCUGGCCCGCUAUCAGAACGUGUUCUACUACUUCCAGGAGUGCUGCAGACCGGAGUGGAUCUCAUACAACCAAACAGGACUGAAGAAUGACCUCAACACGAAGCUGUACGGGCAGCAUGUCGCUGCUGAGGUCAUCAUCAAAGCCGUCACGGGCUUCAUGAACAACAAAACCCCAAAGAAACCGCUGGUUCUGUCCCUCCACGGCUGGACGGGGACCGGGAAGAACUUCGUGAGCCAACUCAUAGCAGAAAAUAUUUACGAGAAAGGCAUGACGAGCAACUUCGUUCAUCUGUUUACAGCGACGGCACACUUUCCCCAUGAGGCUCACAUCGACUCGUACAAGACCCAGUUACAGGAGUGGAUACGAGGGAAUGUUUCCAUCUGCCCGCGUUCAAUGUUCAUCUUCGAUGAAAUGGAUAAAAUGCAUCCCGGGCUGAUCGACAGUAUUAAACCUUACCUGGACUUCUAUGACAACCUGAACGGAGUGUCGUACAGACAGGCCAUCUUCAUCUUCCUCAGCAAUGCCGGGGGUGAGAACAUCGUCCAGGUGGCUCUGGAUUUCUGGAGGGAUGCUAGAGAACGAGAGGAGAUCCAGCUGAAGGAUCUAGAGACGGCACUUUCACUGUCAGUCUUCAACAACAAAAACAGUGGUUUCUGGCACACUAGUUUAAUCGAUAAGAACCUGGUGGAUUUCUUCGUGCCGUUCCUUCCUCUGGAGUACAAGCACAUCAUUCAGUGCGGCUUGGCUGAGAUGGUCACCAAGGGUCACGUCCCAGAUAAAGAAGUGGUUGAAACCAUGGCCCGCGACCUGAACUACUUCCCUAAAGAGGAGCGUGUGUUCUCCAUGCAGGGCUGCAAGGUUAUUCCCAGCAGACUGGACUUCUAUAUUUGAUCCGAGAGCGCAAAAAACAAAGACUCAAAGACAGCAAACCUGUGAUCUACUGUGUGCUUUAUUCCACAGAACUGCAAUCGAAGGAAUUGCAGAUUUGCUCCUGAGACUGAAUGACAUGCUAGGAGGUUUUUUACUCAAUCACAGUUGUUUUAAACAAUAAUGGAGACUGUUUUAUUCAUGUCUGAUCAGCUGCUGGAGUCCUUGUUCUCAAGGGCGUUUCUGUUGAUGGGGUUAUUAAAUGACUUUGCACAUUGUGGAGCUCCUAAAAAAAAUGUCUGUUGGCGAUUUUAUAAAGAUCUGUAUUAAUGAUAGUGAUGGGAAAAGCUAAUUUGCCUUUAUCUUGAAAUAUCAGAUACAUUUCUACCUUUUUUUUUUUUUUUUAAAUGUCAGGGUUAAUUGCGAAUGAAGAACUUGAAUCUAAUUUUGACCAAUGAAAGUUUUUCCAAUGCAUCACUGUCAGGAUGUUGUCGAUAUGUGCUUCCGGUUCUGAUCGAAGCUUUUGUUGAGUAAGUCAAAAAGAGUUCAGAAUACAGCCGAUGAACAUUUAUUCAUUAUUUUGCAUUAUCUAAUGAUCUUGUUCAAACAUGUUUUCAGAUUUGAGACAUUCAUGAAACUAUGAUUUUGAGAUGCGCCAAGAUAAAAUACUUGAAGGAUGAUGAUUUUGAUAAAGCUUUAUAAUCUAAACAGA